AUGUCAGCCUUUGAGAAUAUGCCUCUCCUCUAUAUACCAAAAAAGCGAUCCCGGGCCGACAUUCCAGAGAUGCAGGACAGGAAGGAUCGCCUAGACUGGGAGUCGCAGCGAGCGAGAAAGAAGUUGAGGGCGCACGGUUCUUUCAAUGCUGCCUUCUGGACAGCAGCAGCUGAGGUGGAGACGAUUAUCCUUUCCAGAACACGAGUCAUGUCCGAGAUUUCGUUGGCCGAGUUCGAUGGCCAGCCCUCAGCAUGGCAGCAGACGGAAGGGGCAAGGAAUCUAUUCAAGCGGAUCCGGGCCCAGCAGCACCGUGUGGUAUCUUUCCAGAAGCAAGCGUCAAAGCUAACAAGGCCGGGGCGGAGAAGCCUUCGUGAAUUUUUCAUGAAUUUAUUCAUGAGUAGCCACAUGGGUCUUGGAAUAAAAACGGACAUGGGACCUAGGGACUCGAGCGAGCAGAGCAAUUUUAGGGAUCGGCUGCUCCAAGACUACAACAGCCUUCGCGAUGACAAGCUCAUUUGGUGCCCCAUCCUCCAUACCUGGAUCGAUCCGGAGAACGCCACUGCGGCGCAUUUAUUCUCCUAUAAACACGGACAAGCCAGUAUGGAUGCGAUCUUUGGACACACUCGCCCCGCCGAACUUUUCUCGUCCAGAAAUGGACUGAUCAUCGCUUCACAGAUAGAGAAAUUUUUCGACGCGGGCGUGCUGGUGAUCGUUCCCGACAUUCCAGAGAGACCGACGAGGAGCAUGCUAUCAGCCUGGCUCUACCAGAAGACUCCUCGUGAGUACAAGCUGCGGAUCAUAGAUAGCUCCUGGGAGAAGUUGGGGCGGCCAGUUUUGUCCAUGGAUCAUGGAACGACCUGGAAGGACCUCGACGGUCGCAAACUCCGAUUUCGAAGCAAUUUCCGGCCGGCGGCGAGGUAUCUGUACUUUCACUAUUGUCUUCAGGUCCUCAGGCGAGCCUGGAAGGUCGGACCUGGUCAGAGAGCCGCAUUCCACCUUCAAGAUGAACUCGGCAAGCCCUUUUGGGGGACCCCCGGCCGCUACAUGGCCCGAAACAUGUUGCGGGCGCUCGUCGAGGAGCUCGGUCAUGAGUACGAAUCAUUGAUGGAUGGGGCGACUUUGUUGGCGCGAGGAGAUUCGGGACUUCUUAUCGAUACUGCGGCAGCGCAGAUCACCUCCGAGGCAGAGGAAGAGAACGAAACCGAGUCUGAGGACUUUGACGAGGAAGAGUUUCCCUAG
Molecule: messenger RNA, 1239 nt
Organism: Penicilliopsis zonata CBS 506.65
Lineage: Eukaryota; Fungi; Ascomycota; Eurotiomycetes; Eurotiales; Aspergillaceae
Exons: 1
Coding region: 1-1239 (412 amino acids)
Source: RefSeq, a predicted model, not a curated record